This is a messenger RNA of Blepharisma stoltei, 4822 nucleotides long. The record is from the annotation of a GenBank genome assembly. NCBI's taxonomy places the organism in Eukaryota, Ciliophora, Heterotrichea, Heterotrichida, Blepharismidae.
AUGAGUGAGUCAGGUAAAGAUCAGGAUUCAGAUCAAGAAAAAAGCAUUUCUGAAGAAUCCAUUGGAAGUGAAGCCCCAAUUAAAACUGCUAAUGAAAUAGACCAAAAGUCUAAUGAAUCUGAACCUAUAGACUCGAAUAAUGGGGAAAGCAGAUAUCCUGAAAUCGAAAAUAUACCUGAACAGCCUGUUAAACCAGAUCCUCCUAAAGUGCCUGAUAAUGUCCAACAGCCUCAAAAUCCUGCUCCUGCAGAGCCUGCAGGGUCCUUGCUAUCACAGCCUGCUGAUUUAGAACUUUCAAAAACCCAUGGGGUAAGUUAUUACAUAGAACGCUCAAAAGGUUUACAAAUUUGACGAAGAUUACUUUAAAAGUAGUGAAAGAUGCCCUUGCUGCAAUUUUCCAUCCGACGGCAAUAAGUUUCCAUUAUGCGCUGCUCUAGAUAGUCUAAAUCAGCUUGGUGCAGGCUUCCCUCUAUACUUCUGAUUUUUGAGAUAUUCUUUAGGAGCUGUUUUUAUUUUAUUUUCAAUUGCAGGAAUUGCCUGCUUGAUUGGAAAUAUUGUAGCUGACAAACACGAGCAAUGAAAAGAUUCCAGCACUGUCACUAUUUUAACUCCCGCAAACUAUGGAAAUCCUUAUUUAAGUGAUAGUGAACGUAUGGAAUAUGGAUAUGGUGACUGGGAAGCUGUUCCAAUGUGGCAAUCUUUACUGCAUUUGUUUGCAGGGAUCGCUUUAAUGAUAUAUUAUCCUUGGAUUGAUAAAAAAACUAACUAAUCUCUUCGAUAAUGUGCAAAUUAUUUGAAAAAUUCCUAAUGUUAAAAAGCAAUAAAGACUUAUAAUAAAUUAAUCUUAAGCAAGCUAUAUUAAAUUUAAGACUGCUUGAGUCCUAAACAUUAGUAUUAUACGAUUAUACUAGUGAUAUUUGCUGAUAGCCCCGCUUUAUGUAUAGAAUAUGCUUCUCAGUAAAAAUUAAGAAUGGGCUCCAUCAGAAACUUGAGCUGGGCCGAAAAAUCGGUUUCUUAGUAGAGGGAUUUUACUUCCAUGGUCCGAACUAAGACUUUACCAGGAAUAUCUAUUUACAGCAAAGCACUAUCCUUAACUCAAGCGAGAUCGCCCCUUUUAAUAGGGGAUGCUUUAACUGUAGAUACUUAUAGCCUUAGAUCUUCGUUAAACCCUUAUCUGGCAUUCCAAAAGUAAAACUCAGCAGCUUCGGCCAUUCAGGGCAGAGCCAGGAAAGAGUCUAGGUAGAUAAAUUGCCAUGCCUCUACCUGAUAUCUAACCUGACACCUGAGUGCUGCUGGAAAAAAAGAUACAAAAAAUCUUUCACUUGGGUUAAGCCAAUAAAGCAGAAAUAGUGCUUUACCUCUCGCCUUGAGGCUAACAAAACUUUGGUAUCUCUCUGCACUAGAAGCUAUGUCCUGAUAUGCGUAAGAGCCACCAUCGUUCGCCGUAUAAAUUUUAAUAAAACAAUUAAAUUUUCAAUUAAAAUUUAUAAAUUUAAAUUUUAAAAAUACAAAAAAAUUGGGCAUAUUUUAUCAUAAAUACCUUUUUAGCAAAAUCAACAAACAAAAAAAUUUUGAUAGCCAAUCAAGAGGGUAUUAAAGAAAGAGCUGUAGAAAUUGACAUCGACUUAACAACUCCUUCUGAUUUUACGCUCUGGGUUAAAGGACUUCCGAAAUCUUAUACAAAAGAAGAACUUUCUGAGCAUUUUCGAAAAAACGGCAAUGAUGAAAAUACAAAUAUUGAAAUAGUUAACAUAGUUCUUACUCAUGACAUAAAACUUUUUACAAAAAUAACUAGAGAAUUAGUCUGGUGGAAAAUUAGAGAAUCUUAUCUCAGAGAAUAUCAACAUUUUUAUCCUGGCUCUUUUCCCGAAAGAAAAUCUUGUGGCUGUAUAAAGAAAAAAACUAUCACUCUUGAAGAUUGCGCAGAAAAAAUCCAAGAAUUGACAGAAAAGCAACAAGAGCUUUUAAGCAUGCUGAAUUCUGGAAAUCUUGCCCCUAGUGCUUUUAUUACGUUUAGGACUCAGCAACAAACUCGAGGAGUGGACAAUAAAUGAAACCGCUCAAACCUUCAGCAGCUAUUUGAUAGAUUUUUAAACUGUUUUCGGCGCAAUCAUUUGACUAAAUUUAAAGGCUGCUAUCUGACAGCUUCUUUAGCUCCUGAGCCCACCGACGUAUUCUGGGAGAAUUUAUCUUAUCUUAUUUAAUUUAUAAUGUUUAACAUCCACUACAGGGUAGCCGUUUCCAGAGCUGCUACCCUAUUUGUCCAUGUGUCGGGCCCAUGGACCUCUGAAUCGAUUCACGGGAAAAUACAGCGUUCAGCUUCGACGUGCUGCGUUGUCUUGCUCCUUUGGCUCAGCUCCUGCGCGUGUUCGCCCUAGGGCCACCCUCCUUGGGUGUGCUGAGAGGUAAAAACUUCGAGCCUCUUGAAGUUCUUGGAGCAGUGCCUCAGCUUAUCUGGUAUAGUUAAACUGCUGCUGUACAGAAGUUCUCAGAAGAAAACCCAACCCAUAAAUAAAUUCCAUGAGGGAGAGAAAAUUAGCGGAACUAAUUUUGUUCUAGCCGAAUGCCAUUUUAUUUAUCCUGGGAGAAUUUAUCAAGGACCACUUCUGAAAGGAUAAUAAAAAGAUUCCAAACCUGGAUCAUCAGCGCAAUUGCAAUUUUUGUAACUUUUAUUACAAUAUAUUUUAUCAAUGAUUACCAGCAAAGUAUGUAUGAUGACCAAAAAGAUUCAGAUCACUCUAGUAAUGGUACUAAGACUGCAUCAGUUUUUCUUUCAUUGCUGGUAGUUUUUAUUAACUUUGUGUUAGGGAGAUUGAUAAGGAUUUUUUCAGCCCAUGAAUCUCAUCAGACUUGGACACUUUUUAAUGUGAGUGUGGCUGAUAUGCUUAUUUUGUCGAUGUCAAUUAAUACUGGACUUAUUCCUAUCAUCUUGACUAGUGAGCAUGCAGAAAGGUGGUUUAUCCCUGGAGGACUGGCGACUCAGAUGACAUAUAUUUUGAUUAUUAACGCUUGUUUAGCACCUAUUAUAAACUUUAUUAGCCCAAUGUAUUGCUUAAAGGUAAUUAGAAGGUUUUUUGUCAGAAGGUCAAUGGAAAAAGGUAAACUGAAGAUGAGUCAAGGAGAUGCCAAUGUUUUAUUCGAAGGUCCACAAAUAGACUUGGCAGUAAGAUAUGCUAAUUUAGUAAGACUUAUCGAGAAGCUCGCUGCAAUUCUGCAAGGACUAUCUCCACUCUUAAUGCUCCCUUUAGCCUAUACCAGCUCGUACAUGACCUUACAAAGAUUGCUCCUGCCGAACAAGAAUAUGCACACACCUCGAUAGUUGAGUGAGUCGAUUCGCCUGCUGUACAUUAAUUGGGGUUGCCAGCCAUUAAAAAUUCAAAAGAAUUGAAUUUUCUGCCAAGAUGGAAAUCUGUUGCCCAGAGUGUAACUCCCAGUUUCACUCUGAAGCGUUGUCCUGAUUGGUUAGCACGAAUGCCAUUGACCUUGCUAGAAACCCCUUCUAACUUCCGGACCAAUCUCCCUCUGAGGCAUAAACUUGGCUUUUGAAUAAAGCAUGCGGACGGCUAACCCGACGUUGCGCUUCAUCAGAUCAAAGAAAAAUCAGCUGGAUACACAUUCCCAAACGCCAUCCUCUCUUCUUAAAGGUUCCUGCGCACCCUGUGGGAUGCCAGCUACUAUAGUGAAGAGUUUGUGUUGGUUUGCCAUGCCAUUUUAAUGUAUAUUGCUGUAAGAUAUGCAAAAUGUGAUAAAAACAUUAAUUGUUACCUUUUUCUAUGCUCCAUUAAUCCCAAUUGGAAUUCCUAUAUCAUUUUUUGGCAUCACUUUUGAGUAUUUAGUCACAAAGUAUAUGCUUCUAAGAAAAUACACACGGCCAAAAGAGCAUAAUGCUGAAUUGGCAUUUGAAAUGAACGAAUGGUUGAAAUGGGUAGCUUUUUCUCAUGCUGUAAAAUUUAUGUAGCUUGGGGUUAUCAUAUUUUAUUACAACUUCCCUGACUCAAAUAGUGACCCUGCAAAACUUUUAAUUGCAGCUGCAUGUCUCUAUAUAAUUUUACCUUUAAAAGCUUUAGGGCAUGCACUCUGCAAAUACGACUCAAAUUCAAUACUUAAAAGAAUUUUAGCAGAAAAUGACCCAAAAAAUGACUAUUUUAAGCAACUCCCUUUAUUUUACACUGUAAGAAUAAAGCAGGAUUAUGAAAGGGAAAACCCAAUCACUCAUGAUGAAGGGUGGAGAAAAUGGAAUGAAUUCAUGAAAAUAGAAAAUAAAGAAAAAACAAAUAUUGCGGGUAAGAUUAAUUUAGACACUUUUAAUAAUUAUGUUGCGAGAAGGGCACCAUGUGAAGCUUUUGUAAAUGUACUCCUUGGCAAUAAUGUUGGAGGAAAUAGAGGAAAUCCAGAUGAAAUGUAUAGAAAUAUGGCGUAUGGAGUUAGACGUGCAAUUCCUGGAUUAGAAAAUGGUGCUCAGCCGACUGUAGGACAGUUUACAAGGCUAUUUUCACCGCAAAAUACUGCAGGAGGAGUCUUGGUUUCAAAUAAGCAUGUUGACCCUACCCAAAUCCAGUACCAAGGAAAUCAGCCAAACCCAAUACAAUACCAAGUUCCUCUGGGAUAUCAAUCAUACCCACAAUCUUAUCCAGGCUAUCAAUAUCCAGUUCAAAGCCAAAUAAGUAUUCCUCAGCAGCCUCCAGCAAUGAUGCCUCCUCAACCUCAAUAUUCGCAAGGCUAUCCAGGAGUUCAAUAUGACCCAAGAUUUAGUCAGCCUUAUUAUUUAUAUCAAAACUCUACGAAUUAUAAUCCUGAAUAUAGACCUCCAAAUGAUAUUUAA